Nannospalax galili (Upper Galilee mountains blind mole rat) is the source of this 5799-nucleotide messenger RNA. RefSeq names its product Jrk helix-turn-helix protein (gene Jrk). Gene Ontology annotation, cellular component: nucleus. Gene Ontology annotation, molecular function: DNA binding. Lineage: Eukaryota; Metazoa; Chordata; Mammalia; Rodentia; Spalacidae. The transcript has 3 exons. The coding region runs from base 605 to 2278 and encodes 557 amino acids. The record is from RefSeq and is a predicted model, not a curated record.
GGCCGGCAUUUCCGGCCAGUGGCGGCUUCUCGGGGUCCGCAGACAGAGUCUGUAGCCCAGACUGGCCUGGCAGGUCCUGUGUAGCCCAGGCUGUCUGCCUGAGCCAUCACACCUGGUUUUGGAGAAUUUCAUUUCUGAAGGAAGUGUUUGCAGCCACCUCCUACUACCCUGUAACACACAUUUGCAGUUCCUGAAGUGUGUGUGUGGCAACACUGUGGACCCUGGAGACAUAUCCUCACCUCAGGCCAUCAAAUCUUCAUUAGUCUGAAACCUGGACACUUUGAGGGGAGCUUGGCCACCUGCAUCUGUGCGAAAGCUCCAGGGCCCAGCUCUGCCCUGCAGUUUGGAACAGCACGACCCUGUCAUCUUUCCUCCAGAGGAACAGCAGCCGACUGAAUUGCUGGGAGCUGAGGCCUGAGUGUGCUGGGGCCCCAGUACCAAAGGGAAGAGGCUGCUGUGGGCAGAGGGCAGAGCCAAGGAGGAACUUGGUGUAUGCCUGGGAUCAGCAGAGUGGGCAGGCACAGAGGAGAGGAAGAGACUGUAGUGUAGGGAGGAACAUAGGCCAGGAAGGACAAGCACAGCCCAGCCCAGCUUGGCCUCCCCCAUGGCCUCCAAACAGGCUGCAACAAAGGGCAAGGGGGAGAAACGGAAGCGGGUGGUGCUGACCCUCAAGGAGAAGAUUGACAUCUGCACGCGACUGGAGCGUGGUGAGAGCAGGAAGGCGCUGAUGCAGGAGUACAACGUGGGCAUGUCCACCCUGUAUGACAUCAAGGCCCACAAGGCCCAGCUGCUGAGGUUCUUUGCCAGCUCAGACUCCCGCCAGGCGCUGGAGCAGCGGCGGACCCUGCACACCCCCAAGCUCGAGCACCUGGACCGUGUUCUCUACGAGUGGUUCCUGGUAAAACGUGCCGAGGGCAUCCCUGUAUCCGGCCCCAUGCUCAUCGAGAAGGCCAAGGACUUCUAUGAACAGAUGCGGCUGACCGAGCCCUGUGUCUUCUCUGGGGGGUGGCUUUGGCGCUUCAAGGCCAGGCAUGGCAUUAAAAAGUUAGAUGCAUCCAGCGAGAGGCAGGUGGCUGAUCACCAAGCCGCCGAGCAGUUCUGUGGGUUUUUCAGGAGCCUGGCAGCCGAGCAUGGGCUGUCUCCUGAGCAGGUGUACAGUGCUGACGAGACGGGCCUUUUCUGGAGGUGCUUGCCAAAUCCCGCCUCGGAUGGUGGGGCUGUGCCCAGCCUCAAACAGGGCAAAGAUAGGCUGACCGUCCUGAUGUGUGCCAAUGCCACAGGCUCCCACAGAAUCAAGCCCUUGGCUGUUGGGAAGGGUGGUGGCCCCAGGGCCUUCAGAGGCAUCCAGCAGCUGCCCAUUGCUUACAAGGCCCAGGGUAAUGCCUGGGUGGACAAGGAGAUUUUCUCUGACUGGUUCCAUCACAUCUUUGUCCCUGCGGUGAGAGAGCACUUCAGAGCCAUAGGCUUGCCGGAAGACAGCAAGGCCAUUCUCCUGCUGGACCACUCCCGGGCCCAUCCGCAGGAGUCCGAGUUGGUGUCAGAUAAUGUCUUCACCAUCUUCUUGCCUGCCAGCGUGACCUCCUUACUGCAGCCCACGGAGCAGGGCAUUCGCAGAGCCUUCAUGAGACUCUUUAUCAACCCUCCUAUGGCCCUCCAGGGCUUCCCCACCCGGCACGUGAACGAUGCCAUAGUCAAUGUGGCUUGCGCCUGGAACGCAGUGCCCAGCCAGGUCUUCAGGCGGGCCUGGCGGAAGCUGUGGCCCACGGUCACAGUCCCCGAAGGCUCCUCCUCUGAGGAGGAGGCCGAAUGCUGCAGCACCAAGCCUCACAACAAGGCUUUCGCCCACAUCCUUGAGCUUGUGAAGGAAGGGCCGUUAUGUCCCAGCAGCAGGCUUCAGAGUAGCAGGGCUGAGGAGCAGGGUAUGACUGGGAAGGAGGUGGAUGAGGCCAGUGGUUCUGUGGCCCUGGCCCAGGCCACUGGGCAUACAGAAAAGGCAAAGAGAGGUGCUGGCGAGGGUGAGGAGGCAGCCUGGGAGCAGGCGGCCACGUCCUUUGAGGCUGUCGUGCGCUUUAUGGAACGGCAGCCGUGCUUCACCACACAGGAGGUGGGGCAGCUGCGGGCACUGCACACUGUGUUCAGGAGCCAGCAGCAGCUAAGGCGGCCCCACAUGGCUCUCAGGACUGAGAUCAAACUUGAGGCCCUCCAGGAUCGCCCUAGCGGGUGUGUGGCCACAACCCAUGCUGCCUUACCCUCUUCAUCCACAGCGGGUGACAACUGAAGGUCCUUGUCUGCACCCACUGACACCUGCAGCUCUACUCUGCAGCUCAUGCAGUUGUGGGGCGCAGACUGCCUGCUGGGCUGGAGAGCAUGCUCAGACUCGAGUCCCCGGGAGCAUGGCUCUUGUCAGGGUGGCAUCUCAGUUACACAGAGGGCCCUAAACCUGCACCCUGUCCCUCUGCAUUCUGGAGCCUCCGCCAGCUGCAGCCACACCCAGGAAGCCAUUUCUGCCUCUGGUGUUGACUGACAGAGUCAUGCGGUCAGGUUGAGGUGUGUUUGUUCUUAAGGAGAGGAACUUCGUGAGGGGUGUGCCUCUAGCCCUUGGGAGACUCAAGUCUGCCUGACCGGUGGACCCCAAGCCCAGUCCUGAGGACGCUGGCCUUAGUUCCUGACCUCAGUGUUCCCGUUCCACCCCACCCCCAUCCCCGUAGCUGCAUACACACCAUGCUUCCUGUCUCACAUCCACUUCAGCCACGAACCCACAUGCUCAACCGCAGGACCCUGCAGCGGCCCUGUGGGCAGCAGGCUCACCUCAGCCCGUGUCCCACAGUGACACCUUAGUUUCAGUGAGUGGCUUAAAAGCCAGUACGUGUCCAGUGGUCCACGCUCCCCAAAACCUUGAGUUCCAGCCCUAUGUGAACAAACCUGGAGGAGGCACCGGAAGGUAGUCUGAAGUUUGCACCCUCACAGAGCAGCACUUAGAGGCUUGAGCUCAACUGCCCUUGGGCAGAUUAGCAGGUGGCUUGAAAGAUGUGCCUGUGAAGAUGUGUCUGCAUGGGCUGGUUUAUGGAGGCCAACUGUGGGGGACAUGACUAUUCCAGACCUCAUGGAGCGUCAUGGCUGCUGUGCCUGUGCUUCCCGGCCCCGUGUACUCAGUGACAGCUCUUUCUUUCAAAUGCACACCAGAUAGGUGUAUUUUUCUAUGUUCUCCCACCUUGGCUUUGCCCUGACCUCACCAUCUAGGAUCAUGUCCUGUUGAAUUGGCACGUAGUUUUUAUCUCAGUGUUUGCCAGCUGCUUCACCAAGAGACCUUCCCCCUGGAACCCUGAGAGCCGGGGCUUGGGGAGCAUUUGGUCUGCGUUCUGUGUCCAAGCAAGGAUGGUCAUUGCAGACAGCACUGUCUGGUGCCAUCUUCCUGCCCUUGUGAAUGUGUGAUCAUAGAAGCAGGUGGCUUCAGAGAUGUUGACGCUGUGAGCUCCGCUGCUUUCACAGCACUUCCCUUGUGUGUCUGGGGUGACGGCUGCAUGCUCAUGUGAUGUGUGGUUUCUGGCUCACAGUGUGGACUGUUGGGUCACUGUUGCAGCUACUUGAACUGCUGCAGGGGGUCAGAGGUUGGGAGCUACUUCCUGGGACAAUGGGGACAGAGCUGGGGGAGCUCCUGGCCAGUGCACCUGGGUUCCCUAAGAAGGUUUGUGCCCAACAGACCCCAUCCUAGGGCUAGUGCUGGCUGACCCUGGCCGUGUUGCCACCUUCCUGACCGAUGUCUGGCCCCAGGGAACCCCCUCCUUCCACAACAACUGGAGCAGGCGCCUCAUUUGGCUGCAUCCCUGUGAGCUCAGGGGAGAGUUCUUGAGAGGACCAGGGUGAAGACCACAGGUGCUGCCUUCCUGUCCACGACCCCUGACAGCUCCUCAGGGUCUGUGCUAGAGGUUCUUGGUGUGGACUUGGGGAAGGGCGGGAGCUGCCUGGAGAGCUUGUGCUGCACUGCCUCCUGCUUGCUGGGAACAUCUGGUCUCCCUCAGGGCCAGCGCUGAAGCCCAAGCUCACAAUCUCCCCAUUCAGGAGACCAGAUGGAGAGACAGUGCUGGCAGGACCUCAUCUCCUUUUCUCUUGCCCAGUGGCCACUGAGGCCAGAAGCCCCAAGCUCUCCAAGCAGACUGCUCUGGGCCCUCUGUGUAUGUACCUUCCCCCCCACACCACACCACAUAGCUCAGGGAGGCCUGGCACUGACAAUCCUGCCUUAGCCUUCUGAGUGCAUGCCUGGUUCCUUCUGCUUCCUACCUGUGAGCCAGGCUGAGUUGCCCCACUGGCAGCUGGGUCUUGAGCACUUCAGUGUCACAGUCCCAUUGGAUGGGUACAGGAGCAGGUGUCCACAGACUGGCCAAUGAGGUGGGCGUUUCUAGGCCAGAUGCCCCUCUGCUGGAGACUUCCAUGCCUAGACCACCCUGCUACUGGAGAAGGGUCCCAGCUUGGGCCUGGAGUGGACCAUCCCAGCAGUGUUUGAUGCUUGGGAGAACAGAAGCUCCUGUCACAGCCCUGUCUGUUGUCCCCGCAGAAGCACUGUUCCCACCUCAUGGAAAGACAGGCCACAGCCCUGGUGCUGUGGGUGGCGUUGGGGGUGAGCAGCAGUCAGGAAGCAGAGGCCUCAGUAGGUGUGUGGGUUAAUGGUGAGUGAGAAUAGAUGGUACACAGAUGGGUGGAGGAGGAAGGAAUUUGCUGCAUUAACCCUGGUCAGUUUCCCACGUGGAGGUCCAAGUUCACCUGGAAGCAGUUCAGGCCCUCCAUGGCCGGGUGCACGGGGCCUGACCAUAGCAUCUCACACAGCCAACUGAAGAAAGGGAACCCUGACAGGCCUGGGACAGGAGCCUGGAUGGAGGCUGUAAUGACUGCUGUCACCUCAGUAAGACUGGGGCUGAUCUUAGCUGGAGGCCUCUGAGGCCAGGCCUGUGGGACUUGGAGGUGGGGUUAUCUUCCUCUAAGCCUGGCUUUAGUGAGAGGACACUGAGCCAACUGAGGUGGCAGCCGUGGGUGGGUGGGCCACCCUUGGUUCUGGCUCAAGCUCAUUUGCAGGGUGGCCCUUUGCCUGUGUGUUCCUGCCUGCCGCAGCCCCCACCACCAGCACACUCCUUCAUCCCCAAAUGAGUAAGUCAUGCUGUCCUCGAUCAUCGGACAGAGUUCAUGUAGGAUUUGUUUUCCCGUAAUGCCUGAGUAUUGGGCCCCCUGUUCAGUGACAGGCUGCUGCAGCCUGGAUGUUUUCCAGGAGUCUACUCACCAAUCUCAUUUGUGGUUCCAAAGAUUUGACUCUCAGUUCUCAUCAGCCCUUACUCAUCACUGAAGAGCAGAGGGGGGCUUGGGCUCCAGGGGAGGGUGGUGGGCCAUAGUGGGUGCCCCUUAGAGGUAGCAUUCUCAGGCUGGAAAGCUGUGGCAGUUCCUGAGUGAGGGGCAUGGGGGAUGUGCUAGGGUCCUGAGGCUCAUGUGGACGCUGAACCCUCUAGCUGGGCUUGGUGUAACCCUUCUGCAGGACCCCUAGGCCAGGAUUGCCCUCCUACUAAGCACCUAGCCUCGUGCCCAGCACCCUGGCUGCCUAAUGUCCUUGGAUUCCUGAGGUCACAGUCCCAACCUCCAGCAUCCAUGCCUCUGUGCUCCCAGUCUGGCACCAGUCUGCAGAGGAGCUUACCCACCUAUAGGGAGCAGCCCCUGAGAGUUGGAGAGCUUUGUCCACAGCUCACAGGGAUGGGAGGUAGGAAGGACAACACUGCUUUCGGCAGCUGAACCAUGAAAUAAAUAAAAGCCUUUCUGACU